AUGGAGAUUCUGGUCAGUUUGACUGUUUCCAUAUGGCAUGUAAUUAAACAUUUUUUUUUUACUUGUUCAGAACUGAAGGUGGAAAAUAACACUAGAUUGCGAGAUCAGACAGUAGAACUGGCCUGUGAUUCUCUCUGCAGCUCUAAAGAUUGGGUUUACUAUUGGAAGAAUGGAAAUCAAAAAUAUAAUACAUUGUCCAGCAAGACAGCUGUGGUACCCAACAAAAAUGCUUACAGCUAUUCAUGUUCUGUUGACCAAGACAUUAAAAAUCUUUCCUCCUCUGUAUGUGUUACCAAGAGUGGCUGCUGGGAUGUGUCUUACACCUCUACAAGAGUCUGUGCUUUGAUCAACUCAACAGUAGACAUUUCCUGCACAUACACACAUCCCUCUGAUUAUACGGUUAAUAAAACAUUCUGGCAUUACGCACAGCCUGGAGUCUUCAGGGAUCUGCGUGAGGAGCGUCAGUUUGCUGGUCGUGUGGAGUUUGUGGAGAACAAACUGAGAAUCAAAGAGCUCAAGAUCAGUGACUCUGGAGAAUAUAAAUUCAGGAUCAUCACCGACAAAAAAGGAGGAACAUACUCUGGUUCACCUGGAGUCCUUCUUACUGUUACUGAUACGCAGGUGAUAAGCAGCCCAGAUACUGUAUCAGAGGGAAAAAAAGUGAUAUUAAGCUGUUCAACUAAAUGCACUCUGAGUAACAAACACACUUACAUCUGGUACAAAAACGGACAGCAUGUAACGCAUGGAUUCACUAAAGACAACAAGCUGUACCUGGACUCAGUCAGCAGUGAAGAGCUUCAACAGUUCUCCUGUGCUGUAGGAGAUGCAGUUUAAACAGGAGGAGAAAGAAUAAGUCAUCUGAGCAGCAUGAUGACACAAAAGAGGCUGUCCAGUUGGAAUCAUCCCCAGUGUAUAAAACUGUUGCUCCUUUGUCUACGGUCAGCACACAGCAAGAUCACAUAAAGGAUCAGGACGUUCAUUACUCAAGUAUACGUUUCAAAAAGUCAAACUUUAAAAACACAUCGGUGGUGACAACUGCUGUACAGUCAAGCACGGAUGAUGUUCAUUAUGCUGCUGUGAAGUUUGGUUGAUAACAUAACACCUACUGUGCAUUCCAACCGUGCACAUUCUGAAUGAUACAAAAAUUAAGCUUCCAUUUAGAUAACAAACAAAUUAUAUUUGACAAUCAUUUAAUAGAUUAAAUGGGUUUCACAGUUCAAUAAUUUAAUAAAGGAGGGCUCACAUUUUAUAGUAGCUGGGUUACUGAGUUAAAUUUGUUCUGUAAAGAAUAUUAAUUAGUAAAUUCCAGUAAUAUAAUACCAGUUACAAUUCUUUUGUUUCGAGGAAUGUUUUACACUUUGAUCUUACAUUGAGAGACAUUAGCUCUGUCUCCGUCUAUUCUGAGGUUCUAA
Molecule: messenger RNA, 1412 nt
Organism: Danio aesculapii
Lineage: Eukaryota; Metazoa; Chordata; Actinopteri; Cypriniformes; Danionidae
Exons: 6
Coding region: 1-834 (277 amino acids)
Source: RefSeq, a predicted model, not a curated record